Messenger RNA from Eleginops maclovinus (Patagonian blennie), 5556 nucleotides. It is a transcript of the gene zfyve21, whose product is annotated as zinc finger, FYVE domain containing 21. Gene Ontology annotation, molecular function: metal ion binding. NCBI's taxonomy places the organism in Eukaryota, Metazoa, Chordata, Actinopteri, Perciformes, Eleginopidae. The transcript has 11 exons. Bases 53 to 787 code for a protein of 244 amino acids. The record is from RefSeq and is a predicted model, not a curated record.
UAGGAGGACUGGAGUUUUGUGGCAGAAGGAGAAACAGCUGCUAACAGGAAAAAUGUCUGCGCUGCCUGAUGGAAAGAAACUGGUCCGGAGCCCCAGCGGUCUGCGCAUGGUGCCCGAAAACGGAGCAUUUCACAGCCCCCUCUCCCUGAACGAGCCGCAGUGGGUCCCCGAUAAAGAGUGUGCCAGAUGUAUGCAGUGCGACACCAAGUUUGACUUCAUCAGAAGAAAGCACCACUGCCGGCGGUGCGGCCGGUGUUUCUGUGAUAAGUGCUGCAGUAAGAAGGUGGCUCUGCCUCGGAUGUGCUUCGUGGAUCCGGUGCGGCAGUGCGCUGAGUGCAGCCUCGCCUCGCAGAAAGAGAUGGAGUUCUACGACAAGCAGCUCAAAGUGCUUCUGGGAGGCGGCUCCUUUGUCGUCACUUUGGGAACGUCGGAGAAAUCUGAAACCAUGACGUGUCGCCUCUCCAACAAUCACAGGUAUUUGUUCCUGGACGGUGAAAAUCACUUUGAGGUGGAGCUGUCUCGGAUCUCCAGCAUGCAGAUCCUGACAGACGGGUCGAGUCCAGGAGAGAGCGACAUUCACACGUACACCAGCCUGCUGGACAGUCAGUAUCUCUCUGAAGGAGGGACGUCACGGGCUAGUGGCAUGCUGCUCCACUACAAGCCGAUGGGCUCCCAGGAUGCAGAGCAGCUGAAGGUGGAGGCUGCAGACGACAGGAAGGCGGCCUCGCUGUGGCUCGCUGCCAUGCACAAGGCGGCCAAACUGCUGUAUGAAGCCCAGGAUCAGUGACCUGCAGAUGGACCCUUCACACCCAAGUGUUUGUACCCCCCCCCCCCGGCUUUGGUAUCAUUUGGAUUUUUAUUAACGCCAUUUCUGAUUCCGCUCUUUCCGUCUGAUUUCUCAUUGGCUCCUGAUACCAGUUCUCGUCAUGGCAAAUCUGCAAGAAAUGUUUAUAUAAGCAAGGAAACACUUUACCUCUUUAACCCAAACUUUGUACAUCAUGUUUACCACAAACGAGAGGAUUGUUCUUCUUAUUUUGUUGCUUUAAUACAUACAUCAGGGCAUAAUGUUUUUACAUAAAUAAAGGAACAGCCUGAGCAGAGACAACGCAGGAAAUAUGCGUACCAGUUUAAGUUAGUAUCUGGAUUUUGGGAGAUUUUAAUUCCUGUGUUUUCACUUUGUCAGAUUUAACGGUUGUUUUUUCAGCCUCAAGAUCCUUUAAAACUGUUUAACUAUAACAUUAUAACACACAUUCAUACCUUUCAUAACUUCAGAGAUGCAGUCAAACUUCAGAUCGAGGCACACCGUUUGAUUCAAUAAUAACUUUAUAUGCUGCAGUUAAUUUUACUCUUGGGAUUGAAUUCCUGGAAGAAAUGAAGAAACACUUUACAGGUCCUAGAAGGGAUCAUUUUUUAUUAUGCUGAGCCUUCUUCCACAGAGGUCAGAUAAACCGCAACAAGUGGGGACUGGGUGUCUCAAAGGACCGUUAGCAGCUUGAAGAUUUAAACAGAUCUUCCAGAUAAAGCAUUGUCUGUGGCAGGUCAAAGGCCGAAUCCACCUUUAAACCCUUCAACGCAGAUUAAAAAAAGCAGCCAUGUGUGAUGCGUUGCUUUUCAGAGCCCAAAGUUUCCCAUUUCCCCCAAAAGACCAGAUUCUGGGAAAUGUAGGAUUGUCUAACUGACGCAGAAUUAUGAAGAAACAUAUUGAGGAAACUUUAAGGAUAAACUUCCUGAAAAGCAAAGAACAGCAAAGAUGUAUUCUUAAUUUAAAGAGGCCCUUUUAUGCUCUUUAGGGGUUUCCCUUUCUUUCCUUUGCUUCCAUUUAAGUUGACGUGUAAGUUCAGGUGACAUGUUUCUUCUUUUUUGUAUAUUCUCACGUUAAGAACUUGUACUCUAUGCUACAAAUAUUUACAGAUUAAAUCUUUAGGCUUCGCUGUCUAAGGAGAGACUAUUCACUGACUCUAGUGAAGCAUAAACACACAGACGCUUUAAAUGUAGUUUCAUGUAUUGGAGUUUUGUACGAGCUAUUUUGUUAACUAUUCCUACUUUAACACGAGGUGUGUGUGUGUACGUACCCGCAUCAUUUUAUAACACUUAAAUAGUUAUUCCCUUUGACCUUACUCUGAACCAAGUCUGAUUUUAUUUUAUUUUUAGCAGAUGUUUGAUCAACCAAAAGCUUUUCGGUUCUGGUUGAGUUUGUUGGUUUUGCUUCCAAGGACCUAUUUUAAGGAACCAUGUCGUUGUGACUUACAUUGUGAAAGUGGUGAGAGAAUUAAGGCCAGUGCAAGAAAAAUAAAUGCCCCAAUCAACUUUGUUAAUAUUUCUAAAACUUGGCUUGGUUUGUGCCUCUUGUGUGUCACUACAUUGUACUCAGAGCUUUAGAUCCCUAUUUCUGAACUAUGAAUACCCAGAAGUCUUUAAAGGUAUCAUUCCUAAGAGUUCCACAAAAUCAAUCCCUGUUUUCUUAUCUGCAGCUACUCGCUGUGUUCAAAGGAUCUAAUUAACUCUGUAAAGGUUUCAUUGGUUAACUGGUUUGUGUUGAAGUCUCUCAUUGCAGUGCUGGAUUCAAGUCGCCUACAAACACACGAGGGUCUCACUGUAAGUCGAUGCAUCGAUGCAGCAGGUUUAUCUCAGUGUUAAAAAUGUGAGGGGGACAUUUCCUAACGCUGCUGCUUCUCAAUUAUAGCGUAUAAAGCGGGACACGUGUGGCGCUCUGAGGUGAAUGUAAUGGUAACACAUGAGAGACACAAACUAGGGUUUCCUAAAAGUCAGAUGUCACCUCCUAACAAAACAUGAAAUGCUAUCUGGACCUUUUAAAUGAACAUUUCCUAACCCUAUUUAUUCCCAGAUGCCAAUAUGUGAUGCUCUGUCGGUUUGAAAAACGAUAAACAUUAUGACAUUUUUGGUUUUAAAACACAUGUUUAUGAAAACUUAGCUUGUGUUUGUGAAUUUAAGAAUGUUGUGACUAAGAAAUGUGUAUCUUUCACUAGCUGCUCCAGGGUGAGACAUAUGGAUGGAAAAGCUAAUAACCGGACCUUACGUUCUUUGAUACGACACUUCAAUUCUCAAACAUGCGUGACUUUUAAUCUGUCUAAAUCCCGAAUAAACACUUCCAUUAUAAGUCUACUAUAGCACAUCAGUUGCCAACACUAUGUGCUUUAUUAAGCUAAGAUUAAAACGUGCUGAUAUCUCCGUGUCUUCCCCCUUUUUCUCGAAUCAUAAAUCUACGAGUCAAAAGUCCUUUAACGGAGCACAGAUUUGGGUUUGUUGGCCUUUUUUGUUUGUUUUAACUUUCACGUCAUUGAUACGGAAUGAAAACAGCAUCCUCCACCACCACUACUUUGUAACAUAAAGUUUAUUUUUAUACGCUGCUCACCUAAGAAAUUACAUCACUAGUUGUUGCUUAGUUUGAGGCUUUUUUAGAGCAGAGAAGGAGGAAGGUUUUGUGAGUGUUUGUGUAAACAGGCGUGUGUGUUUGUUGUUGUUUGUGUCAUUACUGUACGUUCACGAGGUUCUUCCAUUGUAGAGCUGUGUGUUAUGAAGGACACGAGAGGGCUGCACAGCCAUGAACUAAAGUGAUCACAUCUAUUAUUCUGUUUGACUUAUUUAACUCCUUUUUUGGCUGCAUUUAUCCGCCACCAAUAAGAUGUAUGAUGCCAGUAGGUAGGUAGGUAAACAUCUUAAUCACAGUGGAAACCAUGCUGUGCUCAUUUAAAAUGCAUUAUUUGGUGAUUUAGCAUCUUUUUUUAAGACAUUAAAAGGUUGUAAAAUGCAUUUUCUGGAUUGCAAAGGCACAAAUUUGCAAUAAAUUCCCAGAUCCCUGCAGAUAAAUGUAAUAUAAUGUAUUUGCCCUUUAUUCCCGGCACAGUUGCCCGGGGACGUUUGAAAUAUCUUGUGAUUGCUUGUUCAUUAGUUAUAGAAGUAUCUGAAACGAUAUAUGAUCCUCUUGUGAUUCUGUCUGUGCAGCCCUCUCACUCUGUCCUCAGUUAAAAUGCAAUGAGGUUUUUUCUUUAUGCACUGUGUGACUUCACUAAGUCGUAUUCCGGUCAGCCAGUGUUUGUUCCUGCACUUUAAAGCCCACCCUGAUUAUUGCAGCCCUUUUUUUUUUAUCCCAGAGCUUCAUUUUUAUUACGCUGAAAAUGCUUCUACACCUUUUGUUGGAUUAUUCUGUUGAGAAUAAAAUCAAGUGUUUAUACAUUUUUGGUGUCUAUUGUGUCAUUUGGAAAACAGUAUUCCUCUAUAAUCAAACACGCAGACUGUAGGGGGACAGAAAAUACAUGAAUACGUGCAUUUUUCACCAAACUUUUAGUCAUCCUCAAGACUUUAUUUAGGAUAUUUUGCACCAAAUAACUUCAUAUUGUGACUACUGGUUUGAAAAUCAUUUCGUUCGGGGGAAGUGACUCAUGCGGUCUUUGAACGCAGCAUCGGCAGGGUAUACGCACUUUCACUUCUGCCGGAGUUUACCAACAGUCUGUCGAUGGGGUUGCAAACGACCAACUUAAAGGCACGGUAACCGGAACAGGCUUGCAAUAAUGAAUGAGCUUUGGAGGAGAGAGAGGUGGUUUCUUCCUCCUGGAACCUCUCUGGUUGGGAUCCUGACACCCAGUGUACGCCCAAAGGAGAGCGGUCCGAAGGAAACAUCGCUCGAUCCCUUCUUUACUGGGCAAGAUUCCGGUCCGGUGAGGACUAGGUCCAUCGGCAUCCGCAGUGAUUUCUGAGAAGCAUCCUCUGCCGUGAAAGAGGAGAAGGUGGUCCAGUUCACCAAAGUCAGAGAUGCUCCUGCUGCUUUGUUGUUACUGUUAACGAUUGGAGGGUUGGUGGAUCAAUCCCCAGCCCCUACAAUCACCAAAUCAAAGUUUCCGUGGUCCAAAUGAUGAACCCCAAAUAGUUCCCAGUCUGUGAUUGUUUACUUCUCCUUUAUAACCAGACUAAGAGUGAUUGUGGGUAACUGCUGACUUAUAAUUGUAAAAGGUGGCUAAGGGGUCGCAAAGCUUUAUUAAUGGGAUGAAUUUUCUAAAUCUUGAUUUUAUUCCUGACUCGUCGCAAUAUACUAUAACGCUAAUGUGGCAUAUUUUUUACGUCUGUUGGACGUGUUAUAUAAUAGCAUUAAUCAAGACAUUGAGAAAUAAUGGUUAAAACCAAGGAAUAGAGAUUAUGAGAGAUGGAGACAGUAGAAGGAUCGCAUGGUCGGGACAUUAUUAAAAUGGACCGUGGUCAAAAUGUCAAAACAACUUCUUGCAUUAUGUAUUGGAGACAGCUAGGAUCAAAGACAGAGAGGGUCCUGGUGCCUGACAUCAUCCGAUACGGCACAAAUUGGGUUGUUACUGGGCUGAAAGAGAGUGAGACUACACACACACACACACACACACACACACACACACAUUCAGGCAGACAUACAUGAAAGCAAAACAGCUGAUAAGAAACGUCUAUAAAUAUGAGCUUGAAUAUUGUGAAAACAGUCGACUCCGUGAAGACACCCGGCCCAGCUUCAGAGGAUUCUCCUCAACACUCGCAUAUCAUUUUGUAAUCUGCAAAAAAUAAAUGUUACUUUAAACUUUG